CAUCUCUAGUAGAAGUAAAGCAAUCGGCGUGCAGCUAAGUUUUAAAGGGAAAUAAACGCUUCAGUACAAUGUCCGCAGCACCAAAAAGACAAAAAGUGGAAAAUACCGCCCAGGAAACGAAGAUCAAGCCAAAGGAAAAGAAAGUCAAAGCCAAAACCCAGGAUGCCGGAUACGGAUCUGGUGAGUUUUCUGUAGACUGGGAUGUGGACAGUUACCGUACAGAAUACGAAAGCGAGGAACACUGGGAUUUGCGGCGCAGCUUCAUGAUGGCCCACAAGGAUCGAUUUGAAGAGGACCGCCUUGUGUGUCUGGCACAGACAUUCGUGAACAUGGAGUUUAUGGGCUGCAAAUAUCCCAGCGAGACGAUGCACCUGGUAGCGGAACUGUCAAAGGAGAUUGCCGAGGAUUUCCGCCGGAAACGCGAACAGCGGCUGAAACGAACUUUCGUAUCAGCCUCUGAUGCCGCGGAGCAGCGCGCCAAAGGGCGCCGGGCAGCAGCCGCACCCGCAGCGGAUUCCCAAAAGGAUAGCUCGAAUAGAUCCACACGAGAACGCCUGUGUUUCGGCGGUGGCGAGCCAAUCAAUCUGUUCCAAGGCCUGCGUUUCGGUCAGCUCAUAUUGUUCUUGGCCGGUGGGCGUAACUGCCUGCGAAACUCCUGCACUAGUGCCAAUUUGAAGUAUGAGGAGCGUGCUAGCAAAGAUCAGCCUGCUACCGCCAUGACAAAGUACGCCGAUGUAUUGAUUAAUGACGAGGUAAUAGCUUCUGGACAGGGAGAAAAUAUUAAGGCGGCUAGGUUUGCGGCCUUCAAACAAGCGCUGCUUUUUCUGCAGUCUCAUUGCUAUAGCAUUAAGUUGAAUGCCACCCGCGAAACCAUCAAGGUCAAGAGGAGCAAAAAAGGUGUAAAAAUCGAUGUAACUAAGGAUUCUGCAGACAGCCAGGGCGAUCAAAAGUUGGAUGAAAGCAACAAAGGCUAUCGCAUGAUGCGACUGAUGGGCUGGGCGGGUGGUGGCUUAGGGCGCCAGAAGCAAGGAAUUGAGGAGCCAGUGAGUUACCUGAUGAAGAUAAAUCGCAAUGGCCUGGGAUCAAAACAACCGCAAGGAAUUCUUGAGGACUACCGCACCUUAAUAGAAAAUUAUGUGAACUCAGACGACAUGCGUGAUAUGCUGUUUGAGCCCACGUUUUCGAAAGAAGAGCGCGCCGCGUUUCAUCAAAUGGUCAGUCGAUUUGGCCUGCGAUCCAGCAGUCAUGGUGCUGGUCAGACACGGCAGCUUUUGAUCACCAAGAAGGUCAGCUAUGCAGAAAUACUCACUGAAGUACUGUCCCGACGCAAUCCGAAGUUUUGUGAACGUUACUUUGUGCAGGUGCCCAUGCAAAAGGCGCUGUUAUUUCCCGGUCAUGUGGCCGAAUUGGUAUUGGAAAAUAUGUGCGAAUAGGCAGGAAAAACAAAGAAAGACUUAGCUCGUAUAGUACUCGUAUAAAAAAAUCUUCCCAUUAGUCUUAGCAUAAAGGAUAAAAAAUAUAAAUACCAUAUAAUAUAAAA
Drosophila eugracilis is the source of this 1540-nucleotide messenger RNA. RefSeq names its product NF-kappa-B-repressing factor. NCBI's taxonomy places the organism in Eukaryota, Metazoa, Arthropoda, Insecta, Diptera, Drosophilidae. The coding region runs from base 69 to 1433 and encodes 454 amino acids. The record is from RefSeq and is a predicted model, not a curated record. The transcript is spliced from 5 exons. Gene Ontology annotation, molecular function: nucleic acid binding.